AGAGAGAGAGAGAGAGAAAGGAAGAGGUAGAGUGUUUGAGAAGAGGGAGAGAAAGAUAAUUAUGAAUCAAGAUGAGUGGGUGGGAACGCUAAGAUACGCCGGUAAGGCGCAGGAUAAGGUUUCCGUUGACACUCUCAUGCUCCGUUACCGUCCGAUCGCUCCAAAACCGACGACUGGUCAGCCAUGCGAUGCAGGAGACAACAACAAGAACAACUCAUACGGUAUGAACAAACGAACCAAACGGAAGUACGUUAGGGUUUCAAAGAAUAACAACACCACGUGUCGAGGAAAGAACAGAUCUGACUUGUCUGAUGAUGGGGAACAAACUGGAGUCGUGACACUUCAACUCAUGCCGGAAAAAUCUGAUCUUACAAGCGACUACACACCGUUAGAUCCGAUGGUGAAAACGAUAACCGGAGAGGAAACACGAGAAACCAACACGUGGACCAUGUUUAACGGAGGCGGCACGGCGGAGGUGGAGACGUGGGUGACGGUGAAGUCCGUUACCGGCGUAUGUGACGGUAGUUCUAGUUUCCAUGGGGUGAAGUGUACGGACGCUGAGAUGGUGGAUAAACUAAGUAAGGACACGUGUCCAGCGUUCGUAUCGGAUGCCUCGAACCGGGUGGUUUGGGUCAACGAGGCUUACAGGAGAAACAUUUCCGGUGAAGAUCCGUCAUCGUUGUCGUUGCCGGAUGUUACGGUGUGGUUGGUGAUGGAGGAGUCGACGGUGGCGAUGUAUUGUAACUACAGAGCUUUCACGUGUAGGGUGAGGAUGCAGUACACGUGGCAGGAGACAAAGUACACCAAAACGGUGCCGUGCGAUGUGUGGAAAAUGGAGUUUGGUGGCUUUGCAUGGAGGCUAGACACAACAGCUGCUCUAACUCUCUGGCUUUAAUGUUGCUUGCUACUUGAAGCAAGCUUGAAGCAUGAUGGGUAAGAACUAUAACGGUGAGCUAUAUGUGAUCGAAAAGUGUGACUAGUCCCAAGCUUUUUAAUCACUUUAGCAACUUUCUUUAAGCAUAUAUAGAUUAUAGAGAAGCUUGAAGAAAGAACAAGUGAUAUGAUAAUGUUGAGAAGUAUGAAGAAGCUAAGAAUUCUUAAAUAUAUAGAACAUGCAGUAAUAAUGUCAAAUGUUCAUUGGCAAAGACUAAAUAAAAAGAUUCCAUUGUAUGAUUUCCUACUAAUGUUGGUUUUUAUUUUUAUUUUAGAUCGAUAGACCUACUAAAUAUUUAACAGAUCAGUGUGUUUUAAUAUAUCUUCCGUUAUUCAUAACUAUUAUAUAUAUUUCAGAAUUGUUUAUGCUGUGGAAAAUGGAUUUAUAUUAUAGUAUUUAAGGCAUAGUGAAAAAUAAAUUUGAUCUUAAGAAGAAUAUGUCAUGGACAUAAUUAUAUACAUUAGUUGAGACUUGAGAGACAGAACACAUGAACUAUAUGGGGAGCCCUAUUAGGUGUUAUACUUGGUAUUAAAUCACUUCAUUAAGCUUUCAAUUUCCCCUCACUACUGACAUACAUACACCAAACAAUCACGUACUGUUUUAUAUACAUAUAUAAACAUAUACAUCAACAUAUGUAAGUACAAUUAUAUGCUUAAUAUUUCAUGUCCUUGUAACGUGCACUUGUCUCUUCGUUAUUGGAAUACUCAUAUACAGCCUGUUUUAUAUGUGCAUUUGAGGAUUUACAUUUUUGACAUUUCUAUAUAUAUGUUCUUGGUGACUUUUAAUUAGCAUAAUCUUAAACUCUUAACUAACCUGCUAACAUGCCGCUCCUUAAUAUAUGCAUUCAUACACCCAUAAUUUACGCGUAUCUAGCAAAUAUAUCUGUAUUUGCAUUUGCAUACAUUAUGUAGUAUAAAUAAAGUACAGCACCACGUUCUCUAUAUUGAAAAUCUAUAUUUUGAGCUUCAUUCAUGUGUACAUUGCUAUAUAUAUGAGUCAUUUGACAUUCAUAUAUAUAUUUUCAUUUAUUCUUAGUGCAUGCAUGUACAAUCUAGGAACGUUAUAUGAAUUUGGUUGAAUCGUUCAGACUGUAUAUGAAAAAUGUGUGUAUAGAUAAACAUUCCUAAGCUUACUUAAACGGUAUUUUAACCAAAUGUAAUGACUAAUGAGCAUAACUAACUUUAGAAGCAAUAUCUUCGUGAGCUCUGCUUGUUCCAUCAUGUGGAGAAGCCUCAUUGGUUGUGAAAAAAGUUUACAAAUUUUAAAAAGAAAAACGCCAAAAGUAGUAAUGUGGAGGGAGAAUAAAUAAAGUUAUAACAUUCACACACAUAUCAAGCAUACACUUGGCAUUUGAUAAGAGUAAGACAGAAACCAAUCAGCGUCUCCAGAUUUCUCUCUUCAGCUGCCAUCCCGACAAAGUUGAUAUAGGAUCUGUUGAUUGGUUCGGCCGUUCACGUGUCAAAAUGAGCUUUAAAUCGGGCCGUACGUUAUGUCAAGUGUUUUGUGCUCGCGUGUAUCGAAACAGUCUCUCUCCAUUGCGAUGGAAUUUUUGAUAGAAGAGUCGAGAGAAAACGAAUGAAUUCCUUUCACGUGUGUGAAAAUCACAUAAACAGUGUUUUAGUAAAAAAGAAAAAAAAUACAGUUAUAGUGGUGUUGACUCUUUUGGUAAAAAAGAAACUACUUAUCCAGUUACCCAGCCUGAUUAAAUGGUUGGCUUACAGUUUUCCAGACUUUAUAAUUAAGCUCCCAAGUAAAGGACACACACGAAGGACAUAAAUAAGCUUAAAUUGUACACUACCAUGCAUGAAAGAUUUUUUAAAAAGUUAAACCAAACUAAAACAAAUUAUAGCACCUCUGGAGGGCCCUCUAUAGAGCGUAGAGACGAAUGGUAUCUGACAUAGCAUUUGCUUCUAUAAUCCAAAGAAAGUAUUGAUUGAUCAAAUGUAGUACUGUUUGUGCGGUCGAAGUAGGUGUCUACUGGUGUGAGAGGCUCCACGUGUACUGUCGCUUUCGAUAGUGGUAUAAUAGAUGGAGGCCUCUCACUGGUCUCGACGUUCAUAUCACAUGGUUGGACCAAAAUCUCGACGUUCCCAUCACCAUAGCUACGCUAACAUAUAGCAUCAUCCUUCGGGGAGAAAGCUAUUAACCCGGAUCCGAUAUCCAAAUCCAAAAUCCGAUUCAACAAAUUGAAUUGUUUUGUACAUAUAUGAUCUUAUUGUAUAGGUAUAAGCUGGUUUUAAUUGUUGUCUUAUAUAUCAAAUUAUAUAAUAAUCCGUGCGCAUGCGCGGAGUAAGUUUUUUAUAGUAAUAUUUGUUCAUUAAAUGAUAUUAAUAUUUUACAACACUAAUUUUUUUAUCGAUCGUAAAAUAACGAAUACAAAUGAUUGGUCUCUUAAAUGUAUCAUCGUUGUUGAAGAGUGAACGUAUUACAUCUCAUUUUAAUUAUUUUUAAGACUUCAUAUCCACAAAAGAAAACUAAAUUUUGCGGCUGACACAAAUCACCAAAACCAGAUAGGCAACAUCGAUUGUAAGAUUAUGACUAUCCACAAGUGAUUUAAUUUUCUACCUCUAUAAAAUUAUGCGUUCGUUCUCGUUUGUGUUUCACUGAUAUGAGUUUUGUUUCUUUUUUAAACCUCUUCAAUGAUGCGGUAAAUUAUAUAAGUAUUAAUUUAAAAAAAUGGACGUCUGCAAAAGUUUAGUUGCAUUCCAGAUACAUAUCUAAGAAUCAAAUUUUUGAAGAAAAUCACCGGCCAACUCUAUUCACAGGUUAGUGUUAAAAUCUAAUAUAUCAAGCUGUAACAAAAUAUAAAUCCAGACUCGAAAUAUAAAUGUAUGUCUAGUAUAUAUUCAUAGUUCGGUUUAAAAAUCAUCUAAUUCCAGAACAACAAAACAAAUUAUUUAUUUUAUCAACCUACGCUUUUGAGGUUUAAUUACUCAAGAGUAUAUCGAUAAAAAAAAUAUAUAUAAUAUUUUACCAUUCUAGUAUAGGUAAAUUAUGUAUAAACUAAGAAAUGUUUUAUUUAUUAAACGAUAAACCAUAAACUUAUAAUAAAUAGUUUAAAUCUCACAUUCUUACAAUUAUAAUAGCUAGAUAAGAUAUUAUGGAGAAACAAAUAUUAGACGAAUGAUCAAAUCCCUCAUUAUUCGAACAAACUCAAAAUGAGUUGAUGGAAUCUUAUCAUGAUAUUUCAUUAAAAUAUUUAGAGAAAUAAAAAUAAAGACUAAAUUAUUUAACCUGAAUGAAAUAAUAUAUAUAGUGCUUCCAAUAUUAAAAAUCACUUUGAUUUGAAGAAGUGUAUUUAUGGGAUUGUAGGAUCAAAUAACAUAUUAGAAACCACCUAUUUAAAAAAUAAAUUGUAUACAUAAAAGUAUAUACAUUAAAGUAAGCACGUAAAUCAAAACCAAUACCUUUUGUUUAUUUACAAUCAUGUUUUUGGUAAACAAAUCAAAACAAUCAUUUUAUUUACUUUAUAUGGUAUAUAAUUAAAACCUUAGGGAUAUUGACAUAGAUAUAUGUAGUGUAUUUUAAUAUAAAUAUUUAUUAUUGACACUUCCUACUCAUAUGAUUUUAUUAACAUUUUUAUAUUUGUUGUAACAAAAAUUUAAACCAUUAAUUUUUUUUUUUACAGCAAACAAUUCACAGACUCAUAUUGACUCUGUAAACCAAAUUGGUAACUCUGCAUCCAUGUGUACGACGAAAGACGGUUGAUGUCGGGCACUGCGUGCUAAGCUAUCCGCCUUUUGAUUCGCCGUUCUUGGUACAUGAACGAUCUCUGAGUUGUGGAAGCUUCUUCUCAAAAACCAUUAAUCAUAAAACUUUUAAUGUGAGAUUUUUCAAUACAAAUUUCAAAUUAAAAUACGAAGACUUAAUAAUUUUUCAAUGCAAAAUUUUCAAUUAACAUAUUUUUAUAUAGUAUAUAAUUUAAUAUAUAUAUAUAUAUAUGAGAUUUCAUAUUCAUAAGAUUUAUGAUCAUUUGUAUCUUGCUUGAACAAAAAAAGUUAAACCAUUGAUCACAAAAUUUUCAAUGUGAGAUUUUUAUCAUUUUUAGUAAUUUAUAGUGGUUUUAAAAAAUCCAAAAUAAAACAUAUAAGAAAAAUUAUAAUUUUUUUUAUUAUAUGCUUAAUGUAAUUUUUUUAUAUUUUUUAAUAAUAAAAAUAAACAAAAAUGAGAGAGAAUACAAAAAUUGUUAUUAAAUAUGUAUUAUUCAUAAUCAUUAAUUGCCAUAUAUAUGUUUAUCAUAUUAAGUAAUUCUGCAACUUUUAUUUAAGAAAAUAAUUAAGAAUAUUUUUUUGUAAACUACUAAUCAAUUUGAUAGUUAGUUUAAUAAAAAUAUAAUAUAUAUUUAUAUGUACCAACUUAUUUUUUUAAAGAUUCUAAGAAUCAUCAUAAUGAUGACAUGCGACACGAAAACAUGUUGUAAUGCUCCAUGAUUAAUAUAUAUGAGAUUUAUUUUGAAAAUAUUAUCCACUUUUUAUUAUUGAAGUGAAAUAUAUCUAAUAAUCAUGUUUUAUUUUUUUUCCUAAAACACUGCACACAAUCUACAAACACUUAUAUAACAUUAAUUACAUUACAGUUCAUCAACAACAAAUGAUAUUUCUGACAUUCCGUUGAAGUUCAAAUUUUAUACUUUUUUGUUUUUCUAUAAACUUUUAAUAAAUACAUGAAAACAUUAGUAAAUCUUAUCUCUGAUUUUUUUGUUGUUGUCAGCUAUCCAUAUCACUAGAUCAAACUCUAAUAAGAGCAUUAAAAAUAUAUUAUCUGGAUGUAUGCAUAGAUUAGAUUAAUUUCCUCGUCCAGAAAAACAUGGACCAUAUAUCAAGAACCAAAAGGAUUUUUUUUUAAUCAAAUAAUGAGGUACCUAAUCGAUUAAAACAUAGUCAUAUUUAAAUUCUACCAUGGCAUAUUUAUUUUUGAACUUAUUCAACAAGUUAUGAAUAAAUAUGCACACACGCUUUUCAUAUAAUUUUAAAAUAAUAUAUAUUUGUAUCAAUCUAAUAAUCCCUAAAAUAGAUAGUAACAUUUACUCUUAUCAUUCGAUUAUUCUUUUAUUAUCAAAACAGUUCUUUCGAUUAUUUCUUUGAUUAUUUGUAACUGAAUUUUCGAAAUCAGUAAACCCUAAUUUGAAUUUCUGGGUUGUGUACUGCAAGGGAAGAAGAUGACAACAGACGAGAAUCUACCUGACAUCAAAAUUCAAUGGCGUCCAAGGUUAUAAUUUCCCCAAUCAUACGGCGCUGUUCCCUGUCAUCACCACCUGUCUACCGCCACUGCUUCUGCUAACUCUACAUCAGAUGAAUCGGGGAUCAUGAUGAAAGGAGUUCGAAUUUCAAGUAGACCUCUUAAUCCGGAUAUGCAAUCGACGCGGUGAAGGCGUCUUCCAUGGUAGUAAUGGAUGGUUUCAGUGAAAUUUGAGAUGAUACAUAAAUAUUUUAUAGAUGCAUAUGUUUGCUAAUUUUUGUGUGAGAAAACAGUUGAAAAUUGACGAAUUUGGGUUUCGUGAAUGGCUGGUAUUAAGUUGGAUUGUGAGGGUUUUGUGGAGCAGUGGAGAUGAUAAUGCAUAUUAAAAUAGUGAGACUGCUUUUCUGAACAAAAAAGUUGUUCUCUUUCAGAAUGUAAGAAACUAUGUUGCCAAGCAUAUCCUGCAAUUAGGUCUCUUACUUACUGGUUUUUGCUAUUAUCAGCAGAUUUGAAAUAUCAUUCUCAUGUUUGAAAGUUGUACUCUCUGCAUUUUCCAAAUUGAGUCAUGUAGGGAAGUUAUUGAAAGUCAUACACAUAUACGAGGCUUGAUACAAAUGAAAGACAGCUGCACCUCCUACCAUCAUACAUCACUCUCACAAGAGUCAAACAUUACAGAUUUAGAAUAAUUCAUCUUAUCCCACCCGAAGAUAAUCCACUCUUUCUGGUCUACAUGGAUAUGUACUUUUGUGAUGCUAUAUUUUAUUGCCUGAACAUUGAAGAUAUUAAAACAUUGUUUAUCAUUCCAAUACGUUACCAGAACACCAGAACUUCUGCACAGUGGUCUAGUAGUUCCUCUUAUUAGACUAUCAACAAUGGCAGUAAAGAUUCAACAUCAUAAUUUACACUUUUCACAAUCCACGUCAGUUUCAUUUUCCACCUAUUCAUGCAACAUUUAUAUAAUUUUUAUCUACAAUAACACUUUAUCCCACUAUUUUACAUACUUAUAUAUUUUUAUAUACUAAAAAUAUUAAAAUUUAAUUCAAUUAAAAUUUCUAAUAAUUACAAAACUUUUUAAAACAAAAUAUCUAUUUUUAUAUUUUUAAAUAGUGAACAAAUAUUAAAAUAAUUAUUCUUGAAAUAUGUUUUAUAAAAAUAUUAUUUUUUGGUGUCCAAAUAAAAUAAAAUGAAUCUCUAUUUAUAGAGAUUUUAAAAUAAUAAAUCUAUUCUAUUAAAUUAGGAACAUGUGACCUACUGAUAUAGGUUUAGUCCAAUUAUUUACAGCCCAUAUAUCUAUACUAUUAUUUGCAAUGUGAUUUUUCCCACGAAGCUCUCACGUUAAAAGUAAGAGCGGUUAAUAUCGUUUAUACCUUUAAUUAAUUAAAUAUAUAAAUUAGUUAAAAUAAAAAUGAAUUUAUUUUUAUAAUAUAAAUGAUUAAUAUUAAUAAUAAUAAGAAUUAUCCAAAGUCUAAAAUAUAUUUUUAAAUAAAAGAUAAUUAUUUUAAAAUAAACGAUUAUUCCUAUAUAUAUAAGAUAAGAUAAGAUAAAGAUAAGUGAUUUCUAGGAUUUAUCUAAUAAUGUUGAAUAUAGUAUACAAAAAAUGUUCAAAAAAUUAUAAUUAGUAAGAAUUUUCAAAAAAAGAAUUAUCAUUAUAAUAGUUUAUUUAGUAAUGUAUGUAGUUUCUUUAGUAAUGUAUGUAUUAAUAAGUAAUUAUAAAAUGCUUAUGCCCGCAAGUGCGGGAGAAACACCUAGUUUAAUAUAUAUACUUAUCAUGAUAUUUAGAAACUUUAAUUAAUAAACAGAUAUUAAAAGUUAAUAUGAACAAUAUCUACCGAUAAUAUUAUCAUAACUAUGUUUAUCUUAUAUUUAGUUUAUGAUAUGAAUGACUAAUAUUAUAGUCAAUUUCUCCUCUAAUAAAACAUAUCAUUCUUAAUUAAUAUUAAAAAAAUGUAUUUGAAGGUGCAUGAUUAAAAGUAUUUACCUAUAUGGGUGUGAAGUGAUGACGCUUCAACAAGCUGAGACUUGGCUUUGCAUACAUUCAUGAAUGGAUUGCACACAUAGUUUAUAAUAGUGUUGAGUAAACACUUAGAAUAGUGUGGAAACACAUUUGUGCAUUAUUUUCAUGUGUCCAAAAUAGGUUGAGAGAUUCUGAUUUUUGUGUAAUACAUUAAAAUGAAAAUUCAAUUCUUAGAAUAUUUUCAUUUAUGUAUGAGUUUGAUAUGUGUUAAUUAUUUAUUGAAUACUAGUAUCAUCUCCCGUGCUCAGCACGGACAUUAUUUUUAUAUGCACAUAGUAUAUAUAUAUAUAAUUAUAAUGAAAAAUAUAUUUUAAGAUUUCAAUUUUUUUUCAUGUCUAUAUCUUUUUUUUGAUUAAAUAUCUUAUAUCUUAUUACAAUCUAAUAUGAAUCCCAUUGAAUAAGAAUUAUUGAAGGCUGACAAAAAAAAGAAUUAUUGAACCCUUUUUCAAAAAAAAAAAAUCAUUAUAAAUGAAAAAAAUAAAUGACGAAAAGAUAUCUAUUGCACAACUACAAUUAAAAUACUAAUCUUUUUAGUUUCUAUGAGAAUCUACGAGUUUGGUAAACAUUAUAUAAAAAUGUAUAUAUGUUGAUCUGAGAGUCUUGGUCUUGGUCUAGACAGUAGAAAUGAAUCUUGUUUCAUAAACUCUUUUUUUUUGUGGUCCUUCUAAAUUUCUUUGGGGCCUUGUAAUUGUGCUCUCAUGAUAACUCUAGUUCCCUAAAUUAUCACCAUCACAAGAAUAAAAAACAUAUUUCAACAAAUGGAUAAUUGAUUGAGUCCAUUUUGAAAUGUGUUAUUGACAUACCCCCCCCCCCCCCCCCCCUUUUGUUUAUGUAACCUUUUCCAUCACGUAGUAUGUAACUUAUUCCAAAUAUCUAAAAUAGCAAAAGAAAAAAGAAAGGUUAUGAGAAGAUUAGAAAAAAAAUUAUGGAAAAUAAA
Molecule: messenger RNA, 9060 nt
Organism: Brassica rapa (field mustard)
Lineage: Eukaryota; Viridiplantae; Streptophyta; Magnoliopsida; Brassicales; Brassicaceae
Source: RefSeq, a predicted model, not a curated record